Messenger RNA from Cucurbita pepo subsp. pepo (vegetable marrow), 785 nucleotides. RefSeq names its product mini zinc finger protein 3. Lineage: Eukaryota; Viridiplantae; Streptophyta; Magnoliopsida; Cucurbitales; Cucurbitaceae. Gene Ontology annotation, cellular component: nucleus. Gene Ontology annotation, molecular function: transcription cis-regulatory region binding; DNA-binding transcription factor activity. The record is from RefSeq and is a predicted model, not a curated record. Gene Ontology annotation, biological process: regulation of developmental process; regulation of DNA-templated transcription.
ACCAAUUGUGUCAAGAACAAGAAAAACUAGGGUUCUAUUGUGUAGGAGUGUCAAUCUAAUUUGGUGAAGGGUCAAUCUAAUUUUCCAUAUUAGAUUGCCUCUCUGCCCACUAAGCUAACCCUUUUUAUAAAUAAUUCUCUUAGGGUUAGGGUUAUAUUAGGCAGUUGCUUCAAAAAAAGAAGGCUUUUUUUUUUUUGGUUUGGGUAAGGAUUUGAUCAAUACCCAAAUUCAGCAAAGAUUGGUGGGUUUAGAGCUCCGUGGGAUUCAAAAGCCAUGAAGAAAAGGGUGGUGGUGGUGAAGAAAUCCGAUGGGUCUGGGGGGCGAGGAAACCGGUCUGGUUCGGGCUCCGUCGUGCGCUACGCCGAGUGCCAGAAGAAUCACGCGGCGAAGCUUGGUGGGUUCGCGGUGGACGGUUGCCGUGAGUUCAUGGCCAGAGGUGAGGAGGGGACUGAGGAGGCUCUCAGCUGUGCUGCUUGUGGCUGCCACCGGAAUUUUCAUAGAAGAGAGGUGGAUGCUGAAGUUGUUUUCGAGUAUUCUCCUACAAACUCCGAUCAUCAUUGAUCGAAUCAAAUGGAUCAUCAUCAUCAUCACCAUCACCAUCAUCAUCCAUCUUCGAAUUGACUAAAAGGGUUUGUUCUUAUAAAUAAAAUUUCUGUGUUCUUGUUUUGAAUUUUAGUUUGCAUUUCAUGUAAAUCUAAUCGGUAACAAACUUGGAUUAUUGGGAAACAAAAAUGUUUGUUUGAUCAAGGAUUUUACCCUAACAUAAAAUUGGGUAUGAAAUUUGA